Colletotrichum chrysophilum is the source of this 942-nucleotide messenger RNA. RefSeq lists its product as uncharacterized. The transcript has 2 exons. The record is from RefSeq and is a predicted model, not a curated record. The coding region runs from base 1 to 942 and encodes 313 amino acids. Gene Ontology annotation, molecular function: heme binding; oxidoreductase activity, acting on paired donors, with incorporation or reduction of molecular oxygen; monooxygenase activity. NCBI's taxonomy places the organism in Eukaryota, Fungi, Ascomycota, Sordariomycetes, Glomerellales, Glomerellaceae.
AUGUUUUCGUUAUCCAAGUUGCCGAGUGAUGCCCCAGCGUCUCUGGUCGGCCUGCUUCUGGGGGCUGUCGUAGCCGGCGUGUUUGCGUAUGUGAUAUACCAGAGAUACUUUCACCCCCUUGCUGCGUAUCCGGGGCCCUUCUGGGCGUCUCUCACGGACUUAUGGCAGGUGAAUGAGUUUCUUUCGCUACAGCAGCCGUACAAUCUGACUGCACUCCACGCGAAAUAUGGGGAAUUUGUGCGUUAUGGGCCAGAUAAGUUGAGCAUCACGGCCGAGGAGGUCGUUCCUCUGGUGUACCAGAAGGGCGGGCGGCGACUGCCCAAGACGGAGUACUAUGACGCGUUCGGGGCCAAGAUCCCGAACGUCUUUGGCAUGAGAGACAUUGAACUUCACUCCAUCCGUCGACGUCACAUGUCCAACUCAUUCUCGUUAUCCAGCGUCAAGUGCAUGGAGCACUACCUCGAUGACAACGUCAAGAUCCUCCGCGAUAAAAUCACAAAGUUCGCGAGAGACGGGGAGGCCUUCGACCUGAAGAAGCUACUGCAGUACUACACCAUCGAUGUCCUCGGCGAGCUGGCCUUCAGCCGCUCCUUCGGCGCCCAGAUCUCGGACGAGAGCGAGGCCCUCGUCCCGCCCGUCGUGCCGCAUACGCUGCUCGGCUCGACGACGGGAUCGUGGCCGGCGAUGAUGCAGACGCUGAAGAAGUGGCUGCCAGCAGUCCCGCAUAGCGGGCUACGGUGGCUGUUUGAGGGGCGCGCGAAGUGUGCGAGGUUGGCGGCCGAAUGUGUUGAGAGACGGCUUGGUGAGGUGGAUCGUGAUGCGGAGAAAGGGAGCAUGCGCAGGACUGAUUUGUUGACUAAUUUGAUAUUGGCGAAGCAUCCUGAUACUGGGGAGAGACUGGCGAAGAGUGAUCUUGAGGCGGAGGCUUUUGGGUUCAUGUGA